Molecule: messenger RNA, 219 nt
Organism: Clunio marinus
Lineage: Eukaryota; Metazoa; Arthropoda; Insecta; Diptera; Chironomidae
Source: the annotation of a GenBank genome assembly
AUGACAAAAAGGCUCAAACAACAUUCCAUAAGCGAGAAGAAUUCCUCAUUAAUUUUUGAUGUAAUAUCGAGACGAAGUGGAGUUUAUCCAUCUUCGCUUACAAAUUGGGCUGAAGAAACCAUUUUAUAUGAAAAUCUUCAUUGUCUUAUCAGUUUUUCAUUAUUCAAGUCAUUAUUAAUUGUUGAUAAUUCAGACGCUGUUUUUAGAUUACUCACUUAG